AUGUGCUCCUUAGCGUCGGGUCCUACCGGUGGGUACCAAUGCCGGGGCGCUGUGGAGGAGGAAGAGGACAUGCCGGAACUGUCGGACAGCGGAGACGAGGCCGCCUGGGAGGAUGAGGACGAUGCCGAGCUCCCCCACGACAGACAGCAGACUCCCUGCCUCUUCUGUGACAGGUUAUUCACUUCUGCUGAAGAAACAUUUUCACACUGCAAGUCUGAGCACCAAUUUAAUAUUGAUAACAUGGUCCAUAAGCAUGGACUUGAAUUUUAUGGCUACAUUAAGCUAAUAAAUUUUAUUAGACUUAAGAAUCCUACAGUUGAGUAUAUGAAUUCCAUAUAUAACCCAGUGCCUUGGGAGAAAGAAGACUAUUUGAAGCCAGUGUUAGAAGAUGAUCUUUUACUUCAGUUUGAUGUGGAAGAUCUUUAUGAACCUGUGUCAGUCCCAUUCUCAUACCCCAAUGGACUCAGUGAAAAUGCACCUGUUAUUGAAAAAUUGAAACACAUGGAAGCCAGGGCCCUGUCUGCUGAAGCUGCAUUAGCUAGAGCACGAGAAGAUCUGCAAAAGAUGAAACAAUUUGCUCAGGAUUUUGUGAUGAACGCAGAUGUCAGAACCUGCUCGUCAUCCACUACUGCCAUUGCGGACCUCCAGGAGGACGAAGAUGGUGUCUACUUCAGCUCAUACGGGCAUUAUGGGAUACAUGAAGAAAUGCUAAAGGACAAAGUGCGAACUGAAGGUUAUCGAGAUUUUAUAUACCAGAAUCCACAGAUCUUCAAAGACAAGGUUGUUUUGGAUGUCGGUUGUGGAACUGGAAUUCUCUCUAUGUUUGCUGCUAAAUCUGGUGCAAAGAAGGUUCUUGGAGUUGAUCAAUCUGAAAUACUUUACCAGGCAAUGGAUAUCAUAAGGCUAAACAAACUAGAAGAUACUGUUAUACUAAUUAAAGGAAAGAUUGAAGAAGUUCAACUUCCUGUUGAAAAAGUGGAUGUUAUUAUAUCUGAGUGGAUGGGCUAUUUUCUUCUUUUUGAGUCUAUGCUAGAUUCUGUCCUUUAUGCAAAGAACAAAUACUUGGCAAAAGGAGGAUCGGUCUAUCCUGAUAUUUGUACCAUCAGCCUUGUGGCAGUGAGUGAUGUGAAUAAACAUGCUGAUAGAAUAGCAUUUUGGGAUGAUGUCUAUGGCUUCAACAUGUCUUGCAUGAAGAAAGCAGUUAUCCCAGAAGCUGUUGUGGAAGUUGUAGAUCCAAAGACUCUAACUUCCGACCCUUGCUGUAUUAAGCAUAUAGAUUGUCAUACAACAUCUAUCUCAGAUUUGGAGUUUUCAUCAGAUUUUACCCUAAAAAUCACAAGGACAUCAGUGUGCACGCAAGAUUGUGAGACAUUAAAAGGAAAGAUCACUGUUCACAAGAACAAGAAAGAUCCACGUUCUCUCAUUGUGACCCUCACACUGAAUAAUUCCACUCAAACUUACGGUCUCCAGUGA
Molecule: messenger RNA, 1473 nt
Organism: Elephantulus edwardii (Cape elephant shrew)
Lineage: Eukaryota; Metazoa; Chordata; Mammalia; Macroscelidea; Macroscelididae
Gene: PRMT3
Product: protein arginine methyltransferase 3
Exons: 15
Coding region: 1-1473 (490 amino acids)
Biological process (GO): peptidyl-arginine methylation
Cellular component (GO): nucleus
Molecular function (GO): protein-arginine N-methyltransferase activity
Source: RefSeq, a predicted model, not a curated record